AUGCAUCUCACAAGCCUCGUUCUCGCACUCUCGGUCAGCUUCGCGAGUGUCUAUGGCCUCGCACAUGACCAAGUGCCGGUUCCGUCCAUCAACGCUACGGUUGCCGCGCCCAAGCGCUACAUCAUCGAGUUUGCCGAUGCGGCCAACCACCAGGCAGUUGUCAACGCCCUUUCGGCCCGUGACGGCACCCGCGUGCUGAAGACGUUCGCGUCUGAUGUCUUCUCGGGCGUGAGCGUGGAGUCGACGGUGGACAACAUUGACACGCUGCGAGCCCUCGCGUCGGCUGGCGUCUCGCGCGUCUGGUCGUCGAACCGCAUCAAGCUUGACCACACCGUCCCGACGCAGUCGUUUUCCAGCGAUGCGUCCGCCAGUAACUACUCGGUGCACAGCUGGACGGGCGUUGACAAGGUGCACGCGGCCGGCUACUUUGGCAAGGGCGCCGUUGUGGCCAUUGUCGAUACGGGCACACAGUACACACAUCCUGCACUCGGCGGCGGCUUUGGUCCUGGAUUCAAGGUUGCUGGCGGCUACGAUUUCGUCGGCAAUGGAAACUGGCCGGUUGAUGGUAGCGCCAAGCAGCCCGACAACGACCCAAUGGACCAGAUUGGCCAUGGCACCCAUGUCGCUGGCAUUGUUGCCGGAAAGAGUGAUCAAUUUGUCGGUGUUGCACCUGAUGCGACCCUUCUCUCUUUCAAGGUCUUUGGCCAGCAAGACGGGACCGACGAGGACACGCUGAUCGAGGCCUUCCUCGCUGCGUACGAGGCCGACGCCGAUAUCAUUACUUGCUCUGUUGGUGGUGCCGGGGGCUGGUCCACGGAUGCGUGGGCCACGGUCGCGUCCCGCAUCGUCGAGCAGGGUGUCAUUGUCACCAUUGCAGCUGGGAACAAUGGGUUUGAGGGACCGUUCUUCGGAAGCAAUGGCGCCGCCGGCGACUAUGUUCUGGCCGUGGCGUCGAGCGAGGCCUCCACUGUCGUCGCGCCGCCGUUUUAUGCCACGUUCAACCUCAAUGGCCUCUCCAACACAACCGAGGUCGCCUACUAUCCCGGCUUGGACGUCUUCCCUGCGUCGGUCAAGGGCUGGCCGAUUGUGCCGUUGUCGCUGAACAAGACUGUCGACGACGAUGCCUGUUCGUCGCUUCCGUCAACAACGCAAAACCUGUCGGCCGUGAUCCCUCUGGUGCGCCGUGGCGGCUGUGACUUCAUUGUCAAGCAGAUCAAUCUCGAGGAAUUUGGUGCGCAGUUCAUUCUCUUCUACCAGGACGAUGAGCCGCUGGCCUCGCCCUUUUCGUUUUUCGAUACGUCGCUCCUGGGGCUGAUUGAGAAGGCGGCCGGCGAGGCCAUCAUCGACACUGUUCUCGCCGGCGGCAAUGUGACGGCCGACUUCUCGCUUGACCCCAACAACAACUAUGUCGGCAUGUUCAACGCGGCGGGCGGGCGUCCCAACGACUUUACCAGUUUUGGCAGCACGUACGACCUGAAGCAGAAGCCCGAGGUCGCGGCUCCCGGUGGGGACAUCUUUAGCACCUACCCGACCAACGGCUAUGCGGUGCUGUCCGGCACCUCCAUGGCCACGCCGUACAUUGCCGGCAUUGCCGCGCUGUAUGUGGGUCGCUUUGGCGGACGCAAGACGCACGGCAGCGGCUUUGCCAAAGAGCUGGCCAUGCGCAUCAUUUCGUCGGGCGGCGCGCUGCCCUGGAUUGACGGCAGCACGGACGCCGACUACGGCUUCUGGGCGCCGACGACGCAGGUCGGCGCCGGGCUGGUCGACGCAAACAAGGUGCUCACCUACAACACCAGUCUGUCGUAUGCCAAGUUUGCACUCAACGACACGCACCACUUUGAGCGCUACCACAAGGUGGACAUUACCAACCACGGCGACAAGCCCGUGACGUACAAGUUCCAGCUGCAGGACGCGGGCGGCUUCGAGGCGUGGCAGCCGUUUGACGAGAACCUGUACGGCACGCCGCGGCCCAAGGUGCUCAACGAGCUGACGCCCAUCAAGAUUGCCCCCAAGGUGUCGUUUCCCGGAGGCACGUUUACCGUGAAGCCGGGCGAGACCAAGCAGGCACAGUUCAAUUUUGAUUAUCCCACCGGCUUCUCCAACAUACCCGUGUACAGCGGCAAGAUUUUGAUUCUUGGCAGCAACGGCGAACAGCUCGCUGUCCCAUACUUUGGCAUCGCUUCGAGCAUUGAAAAGGACCUGCAGAAGCAAUUUCAACAGGGCUACCCGUUUGGCGAGUCGGGUGUCGACUAUCCUUUCCCGACGUUUGACAAUCACAGCGUGUUCACCUUCGACCUGGGCACUCGCGUCCAAGACUUUCCCAAGAUUGUUGCUCGUACCCAAUGGGGUGUAAAGGAGCUUCGCUGGGAUAUCUUCGACGAUGCAUGGACCGAGCGCGACUGGAAAUACCCGCCGGUGGUCGGCCAGGAUGGCUAUGUCGGCUCGGUGGCGUACUACGCGCACUCGGGAGAGGUCAGCGUCUUCAAUCCCGGCUUUGACAACGCAAGCGACACCAUUUCGUUCCCGCUCAGCGACAUCUACCGCAGCUCCGUCGACGUCUACGACACCGAGUACUGGUGGCUGGGCGGACUGGCCAACGGCUCUCAGAUUUCCAAUGGAAACUAUACCCUCCGCUUUGCCGUUCUCGCUCCGUUUGGCAACCAAGCGCACAGCGACAAUUGGGACGUCUUGACGCACAAGUUCUCCGUUUCUAAAUAG
This is a messenger RNA of Sporothrix brasiliensis 5110, 2718 nucleotides long. RefSeq lists its product as uncharacterized. Gene Ontology annotation, biological process: proteolysis. The transcript has 9 exons. Gene Ontology annotation, molecular function: tripeptidyl-peptidase activity; serine-type endopeptidase activity. NCBI's taxonomy places the organism in Eukaryota, Fungi, Ascomycota, Sordariomycetes, Ophiostomatales, Ophiostomataceae. Gene Ontology annotation, cellular component: cell wall; cytosol; membrane. Bases 1 to 2718 code for a protein of 905 amino acids. The record is from RefSeq and is a predicted model, not a curated record.